AUGCCGGCUCUGGAAGACCCCCCGGACGGAGGUUGGGGGUGGCUGGUGGUCGUCGCUGGCUUCCUGGCCAACUCGCUCACUUUUGGCAUUCUACGAUCCCUCGGCGUCCUCUUUGAAGACCUCGUGGAGGCUUUUCAGGCCACCGCAGCCCAGGUGUCCUGGGUGAUGGCCAUUACCUUGGCAACACAGCAGUUUGCAAGCCCGCUGGGCACAGCGGCUAGUACCCACUACGGAGCGCGUCCGGUGGUCAUGCUGGGGGGGCUCCUGUCUUCCUUGGGCAUCUUUGGGGCUGCGCUCAGCACCUCCUUAUUCCACUUAUACCUCAGCCUGGGGUUCCUGACAGGUUUGGGCUGGGCGUUAGCCUUCGCCCCCACGAUGGGCACUCUCUCGCGCUACUUCUCCGCCCGACGGUCCCUGGCCAUGGGUCUGGCCUUGACAGGGAACGGCCUGACCUCUUUUGCCCUCCCUCCCCUCCUGCGCCUGGCGGCUGACCACCUCGCCUGGCGAGGAACCUUGCUGGCUACUUCUGCCCUGACCCUCCACCUGCUGCUCGGCGGGGCGCUCCUUCGGCCCCUGGCCUUGCGGGGAGACCCUCCCAAGUUGUCCUCCGUCUUCGACGUGGGUCUCUUCGCCCAGAGAGGCUUUGGGGUGUUCGCCCUGGGCACUGCCCUACUAGCCGCUGGGUACUUCACCCCGUACGUUCACCUGGAUGCCUACGGACGGGCGCUGGGCAUAGAACCAUACCGCGCAGCCUUCGUGGUGUCGCUAUCCGCCUUAGCUGACGCCCUGGCACGGCUGCUGGCCGGCUGCGGGGCCGACCGGCGUCUCCUGCCCCCCGUCUACCUGCUGGUGGCCUUCAAUUCCUUGGUGGGGGUCGCCCUCCUCUUCUUCCCGGUCUCCACCUCCUACGCCAGCCUGCUCUUCCUGGCGGUGCUCUACGGCGCCAGUGCGGGCAGCUUCGCAACGGUGGCCUUCGGCGUCUUGCCCGAGCUGGUGGGCAUCAGCCGCGUCGUGAAUGCUACAGGGCUGUGCAUGAUGUCGAUGAGCAUCGGGGGUUUGCUAGGACCCCCGCUCUCAGGCUUCCUGCGGGACCAAACCGGAGACUUCACUGCCUCGUUCCUCAUCGGGGGAGCCUUUGUCCUCUCUGCCAGCCUGGUUUUCCUGGCCCUUCCCUCACCUUCCUCCGGUUGCCCCAGCUCCCAGGAAAAGGAGAUGCUCGGCGCUGUGGGGCAUCCAAACCCCCCCUGCCCCAUGCCGGCCAGGAGGCGUUUGGAAAUAUGA
Molecule: messenger RNA, 1281 nt
Organism: Thamnophis sirtalis
Lineage: Eukaryota; Metazoa; Chordata; Lepidosauria; Squamata; Natricidae
Product: monocarboxylate transporter 11-like
Biological process (GO): transmembrane transport; monocarboxylic acid transport
Molecular function (GO): monocarboxylic acid transmembrane transporter activity
Source: RefSeq, a predicted model, not a curated record